CAGGGAGAUAAAGAAGGAGCAUCACAGGGCUCAUUGCACCAGGGACUCUGGCUUUUUUUUUUGGAGGGAGAAGAGAACAAAAAGUGGAACCACACCGCCAUGACAGGGAAGGAGGGAGUUGUACUUUCAGACACUGAGAAUAAACAGAAAUCAGCUUCACAAAUCAGCGUGAACCACGGGGGAUCCCAGCAGCCGCCUCCAGUCUGGAAGAUGGCCCCCACGGUGCACCGGCGCACCGGCUUUGGGAUCCAGGAGUUGCUCGGCCUCAACAAGGAGCCUCCGGCGGCACCGAGGCGGCCGCUGGAGGCUCUGCCGCACAGGGCGCACGUCCUGGCCGCCAGGUCGGCCCUCGGACACGGGGGUCUCGGGGUCGGUAUGGGUUUGCUGCGACCAGAGGGAAUACACUCGUUUUACAGCCAGCCUGCCUUUCUAGAGGUGCUGUCAGAGGCGCAAAAUGUGCACCUGCAGCCGCUGCACAGAGCGGCGCACAUGGACGCGCAGAUGGAUGCGCAGCACUCCGCCAGCUCCGAUUCUGAUGCCUUGAGUCUUUCCUCCGGUGACCAGAAGUUCUCCAAAUCCUCCCUGAGUCAGAGCAAAAAGAGAAAGAAAAGACGACACAGAACCAUUUUCACGUCCUAUCAGCUGGAGGAGCUGGAGAAAGCGUUUAACGAAGCUCACUAUCCAGACGUAUACGCCCGAGAAAUGCUCUCCAUGAAGACUGAGCUACCAGAGGACAGAAUACAGGUGUGGUUUCAGAACCGCAGGGCCAAGUGGAGGAAGAGGGAGAAGUGUUGGGGUCGCAGCAGCGUCAUGGCAGAGUACGGCCUGUACGGCGCCAUGGUCCGUCACUCCAUCCCACUGCCCGAGUCAAUCCUCAAGUCAGCCAAGGAGGGCAUCACGGACUCUUACGCUCCGUGGUUACUAGGUAUGCACAAGAAGUCAGGUGAAACCUCGCACACCUCUCCCGGAAAGCCCUGCAGCCUGACACCACCACCACCAACAACAACAACAGCAACACAGGAGAAACCAGUGGACACAGUGAUGAAGGAAGAGGAGGAGAAACAGAUGAAAGACACUAACUCACCGAUUUCUAAAGAGGAACUGAGGGAGAACAGUAUUGCUGCUCUGCGAGCGAAGGCACAGCAGCACAGCGCUAAGAUGCUCGGGACAGUUUCUGACAGGACAAGCAGCGUAACGCAUAAAGAGGAAGCUGAGGACAAGGUGAUGGAGCAGGAAACAGCAGAGGUGGAGAAGAGUAAGUGAAAAAGGCUGCAGGAUACAGACUGAUGGCGAAAUACCUGCAGAGUGGAGUUUGCAAACGUUUCAGGCAGAAGUCUUUGUUUCAUUGGUUGAGUUGAACCUUGGCGCAUGUGGAGUCACCCACAAGCUCGUUAGACUUCAUACUGCAGAUCAAACAUUAUAAUCAUGGAUAAACAAAUAUAAGCUUACCUGUCAGGUAACUCCUGCUCUGAAAAAAAUUUUCUUUGGCUCCAACGAUUUGAGGUUCAUUAACUCAACCAAUGAGAUUAUUUCUUCCUCACUGCUCUUAGAAAUAUUUGUACAGCAAACUCCCAACUACACUUUUCAUGUCACCUUCUGUAGGAGACUGAAAAGGAGGCUUAAGCAUGGAAGUGUUUCCCUAACCUUUGCUGCAGAUGUUUUGAUAUAGAGCUCUGUUUAAAAAUAUAUUUAUUUUCUUUAAAAUAGAAUGUUAACCUUUACGAUUCUCUGACAUGGCAGCUACUUUAUGCAACAGUGUGGAUAAAAAUGGUUUCUGGAAGCUAUCCUCCUUUCAACAAGCAUCUUAAGCAAGAAAUUGACUACCUGCUCCAGAGGUGCAAAUAAGGAGAUGACUGUGACCUCUGACCUCCCUGUGAUGACUGAUUUCGGUUAAAGGUAACUGAAAAGCACACAGUUGGCAUCAAGUCCUGUGAGAAGGUUACAAGCCUGAAUCUUUGUUUUCUUUCAGCUGUUGCAACAUUUGUGAUGUACAUACUGAAAAUAAUGUCCAAUAGUUAAUGUGUACUAUUAUGUACAGUUAUUUGUGUUUGUCUCUGUAUAAAUGUAACUGUAGCCUCAUUAAAAGUUACUGAUAUUUAAAUCCCCCCCCCACACACACACACACUCAAAAAUGUGUUUUGCUUAUUGUUACUUCACCUGGGCGUUUGCUCUUCUCUGUGCAGAGUGAUGUAUGUGCAGAGUUUGACACUAAAACGCUGUUUUUCACAUUCAUCUGCUGAAGGGGCAAAGUUUCUCUGUAUAUACAAGCUGACUUUGUGACAUCUCAACUAGUUUAGAAACCAGUCUUGUGUCCAGUAGUUAAUCCUUAAUUAAUAAAUAUAAGAAAUAUAUUUGCAUA
This is a messenger RNA of Siniperca chuatsi (mandarin fish), 2359 nucleotides long. Its product is annotated as visual system homeobox 2-like. The record is from RefSeq and is a predicted model, not a curated record. Gene Ontology annotation, molecular function: sequence-specific double-stranded DNA binding; DNA-binding transcription factor activity, RNA polymerase II-specific. The transcript is spliced from 5 exons. Gene Ontology annotation, cellular component: nucleus. Lineage: Eukaryota; Metazoa; Chordata; Actinopteri; Centrarchiformes; Sinipercidae. Gene Ontology annotation, biological process: regulation of transcription by RNA polymerase II. The coding region runs from base 100 to 1263 and encodes 387 amino acids.